Messenger RNA from Punica granatum (pomegranate), 1210 nucleotides. The record is from RefSeq and is a predicted model, not a curated record. NCBI's taxonomy places the organism in Eukaryota, Viridiplantae, Streptophyta, Magnoliopsida, Myrtales, Lythraceae.
GUUUCUUCUUCUUCCACCACCUCCUCCUCCUCCUCGCUGUCACUCUGCGUUCCUAUGAAAUGGCGAUGGCAGCGAUGACUACACUUCGAGCUCCUCUUCCUGCACCAUUUUCGUCUGUCUCGAAGCUCUCGACACCUAUGCCGAGAAUCCCCGUCUCUGUUCGAGCCGCAUUGGGUGAGAACAACGACCAAUACGAACGUGUUUCCAUUGUCAGCCCCGGACGAAGAGAGCUCCUGAAGGGAGCCGUUCUGGCUCCUUUGCUGUGGGGGGCAGCUCUCGCUCCACCGCCAUCAGAAGCUAAGGAGGCGGAGGUGGGGUCCUAUCUCCCGCCAUCCCCCUCCGACCCUUCUUUCGUCCUCUUCAAGGCCUCUCCCAGGGACACGCCCGCCCUUCGCGCUGGGAAUGUUGAGCCCUACCAGUUCGUUCUCCCACCGACUUGGAAACAGGCAAGGGUCGCAAACAUCUUAUCAGGGAACUACUGCCAACCGAAGUGCGCGGAGCCUUGGGUGGAAGUGAAAUUCGAAGACGAGAAGCAAGGGAAAGUCCAGGUAGUGGCUUCCCCACUCAUCCGACUCACCAAUAAACCGAAUGCAACCAUCGACGAAAUAGGCAGCCCAGAGAAGCUGAUUGCCUCUCUCGGACCUUUCGUGACGGGAAAUACAUUCGACCCAGAUGAGCUUCUUGAAGCAUCGGUUGAGAAGCUUGGCGGUCAGACGUAUUACAAGUAUGUUUUGGAGACUCCGUAUGCUCUGACGGGUAGCCACAAUCUCGCAAAGGCGACUGCAAAGGGCGGCACUGUGGUUCUUUUUGUUGCUAGUGCAAAUGAUAAACAGUGGCAAGCGUCUGAGAAAACUCUCAAAGCAAUGCUCGAAUCCUUCCAGGUGUGAGUUCUUCUGCCAAGCUUAACAGAGUGUUAUGAUACUAUGGAGGAAAGUUGCCGAACCCAAAGAUACAAUUACUACUGUUGCAAUAUUACUGUACUGAAGAGAGAAGUCACCUUUUUAGUCCAUUUUCUCUAGAAAGAGAUGGCAGGGCUGGCGAGAUAGAGAUGUAUUCCAUUGUAUGACGUCGAGCUAGCCAAAUUCAGAUUCGAAUUAAAAAAAAAAAAAUCUUGUUGCAGCACUCUACAUUUAUGUGUACCAACCACUUGAUCCAUUCAAUGCCCUUGAUUCUCGGUUUCGAAUAUUGUCACUUAUAAUCUUAUAGCGUC